UGUACAGUUUUGUUUCUUUUCUUGAUUCUGCAUGGUUGUAUAAUGUACUAUUUUUGUUUGAUUUGAUUCUUUGUAUAGGUAAUCUUGUUUAUUCUCUGUAAUAAUAAGUCUAAAUUCUAGAAAAGAGAAUCAAAUGGUGUUUUUUUUCUGUUAAUAUAUAGGAGUAAAGGAACAAUUCUUUUGACAAUUUUUGCUUUUAUUGAAUUAGUUUUUAACUGUUUUUUUUGCUUUGUUUGGUAUCUUCAUUGUAGAAAUUGGUGAUCUUUUUGUGCUAAAAAUUCUCUUUUCCCCCUUUAUAAUCACUUAUCUUUGCUUUGAGCAUUUGUUUUCUGUGGUUUCACAUUCGGUGUGUGAUGUCUGCAUUAGAGUCUGACUAAUUCGGAUUCACGCGAAAUUUUUCUAGUGACGAUUCUUGAGUAUAUCGAUGGAGGCUGGUCCUCACAAAGCCGCUAAGACGGAGUUUACAGAAUGUUGGAAAACUUCAUGGAAAACGCCUUACAUUAUGCGUCUCGCCUUUUCUGCUGGCAUUGGUGGGCUGCUGUUUGGUUAUGAUACUGGUGUGAUUUCUGGUGCAUUGCUUUAUAUUCGGGAUGACUUCAAAUCUGUCGAUAAGCAUACAUGGUUGCAAGAAACUAUAGUGAGCAUGGCUGUUGCAGGGGCGAUUUUUGGGGCAGGAUUUGGUGGUUGGUUGAAUGACAAGUAUGGUCGGAGAAAAUCGAUUCUUUUAGCAGAUAUCUUGUUCUUUGUUGGUGCAAUCGUCAUGGCACUUGCCCCGUUACCUUGGGUGAUAAUUAUUGGAAGAGUACUCGUCGGUUUAGGAGUUGGAAUGGCUUCCAUGACUUCACCACUUUACAUCUCGGAAGCUUCCCCAGCUCGGAUUAGAGGCGCUUUAGUUAGCACGAACGGUCUGCUGAUUACGGGAGGACAGUUUCUAUCUUAUCUUAUCAACUUAGCAUUUACCAGGACCAAAGGAACUUGGCGAUGGAUGCUUGGCGUAGCUAGUAUUCCUGCUCUUGUUCAGUUUAUCCUAAUGCUGUCUCUGCCGGAGUCACCUCGAUGGUUAUAUAGAGCAGACAAGAAAGACGAAGCUAGGGCGAUUUUGGAGAAGAUUUAUCCUGCUCAUGAGGUUGAAGACGAGAUGAAAGCUUUGGCGGAAUCAAUUGAAAUAGAGAAGGCUGAUGCAGAGUUCCUCGGAGAUGGCAUGAUUUCGAAAGUCAAGAGUGCUUGGAACAACACUGUUGUUCGUCGGGGUCUGUAUGCUGGUAUUACAGUCCAGGUGGCACAACAGUUUGUCGGAAUCAACACGGUCAUGUACUACAGUCCGACGAUUGUACAACUGGCCGGAUUUGCUUCUAACAAGACAGCGCUAGCUCUCUCGCUCAUAACAUCCGGCCUCAAUGCUCUGGGAUCCAUCGUCAGUAUGUGUUUUGUCGACAGGUAUGGGAGGCGGAGGUUGAUGAUUGUAUCCAUGUUCGGUAUCAUAACGUGUCUAGUCAUAUUGUCUGUGCUCUUCAUGCAAGCUUCUUCACAUGCACCAAGCGUUAGCGCCUUCGAAUCCAAUCACUUUGGAUCGAAUUCCACGUGCUCCGCGUUUCUAAAAGCUCCAGCCUCGUCAUCCUGGAACUGUAUGAGUUGCUUGCAGGCUUCCAAAGAUUGUGCUUUCUGCUCUAACGGAGGAAACAAAUAUCAUCCCGGUGCAUGCUUGGCUCUAAAUGACAACGUUAAAGGUUUAUGUCGAUCAGAAAGGCGUGAAUGGUACACGAAAGGUUGUCCUAGCAGGUUCGGUUUCUUUGCAGUGAUGGUUCUCGGACUGUACAUCAUAUCCUACUCUCCUGGAAUGGGAACAGCCCCGUGGAUCGUUAACUCUGAGAUAUACCCCUUACGUUACAGAGGCGUUGGUGGUGGGAUUGCGGCUGUCUCCAAUUGGGUAUCCAAUCUUAUCGUCAGCGAAUCCUUCUUAUCGUUAACCGAGGCUAUUGGUUCAGCUGGUACAUUUCUUCUAUUUGCUGGAUUCUCAACAAUUGGCUUAGUAGCUAUAUACUUUCUGGUGCCAGAAACCAAAGGCCUGCAAUUUGAGGAAGUUGAAAAAAUGCUUCAGAAAGGCUAUAAACCGAAAUUCUUUCGCAAGAAAACAGUCGAAAAAUCUGCUGCGAAGUAAGGUUAAUUUAGUCGAUAAUCUUGAUUAGUGUGACGUAUUUUACGUGUAAUUUGUCUCCGAUUAUCGGACUAUGGCGUAAAAAACAUAAGGUUAAGUGAUAAUAUCUGAUGUUUUAUUUAGUGUAAGAUGAUCAGAGAGUAGAAUAUUUUGGUUCUUCAUUAGACAUAUCAUAUGGCACAGUUUUUAUCCUUUUCAGCCAAAAAUGUUGCUGUAUAUUGCAACUUAUGGA
Messenger RNA from Capsicum annuum, 2387 nucleotides. RefSeq names its product inositol transporter 4. Gene Ontology annotation, biological process: transmembrane transport. Gene Ontology annotation, molecular function: myo-inositol:proton symporter activity. Gene Ontology annotation, cellular component: membrane. Bases 425 to 2158 code for a protein of 577 amino acids. The transcript has 7 exons. The record is from RefSeq and is a predicted model, not a curated record. Lineage: Eukaryota; Viridiplantae; Streptophyta; Magnoliopsida; Solanales; Solanaceae.